Messenger RNA from Symbiodinium sp. CCMP2592, 3306 nucleotides. The record is from the annotation of a GenBank genome assembly. NCBI's taxonomy places the organism in Eukaryota, Dinophyceae, Suessiales, Symbiodiniaceae.
AUGGCGGCCCCGAGCGGCCAGGGCCGUUGGAUGCAAAGUGCUGUCGGCUUUGGGGGCUAUCCGGAAUUUCAGAACCGACGGCUCCGGUACAACAAAGAAGAAUCCGCCUGCGCAGAGACACUGGAGCAGACGCGGGAGAAGCUGCAGCAGGAUCUUGCGCGAUUGAGGCUCUUCCAUGAGGUGAUGCUGCAACUUCACCGUGGCGAUUUCAAGCCGCUUCCGGGCACCAAGCCUUCCGGGAAGGUGACCUCCGCAGCCUCGGGAGGUCGAGUGCCCCGAGUGCAGAUGCCCGAACUGGAGGCCAAGCUCAAGGCUGGUGGCUGGCAGGGGAUGACUCAGCCGCUGGUUUUUGAUCGGCCUCCGGAUCUCUGUCCCUGUUACACAACUCGUGAUGCCCUGCUGUCCAAGGCUCGGGCCACCGCAGGAUUUCCAACUGCCACAGUUCUCAGCGAUCCUCUCGCAGCACAGUUUGGACCGUCAAUGCUUGGCGAUGACCGGCCGUUCCAAGAGGCUUCUGGUAAGGGGAACUGUUUUACACAACUGCAAGCCGGAAGCCUUUCACCAGGCACAGUGCCGUGGGAUUGUUGGCAAUCCAUUCCUGAAUGGAUGCGCUGUUCCAUGUUGGUGGUGUCGACUGGUCCAGGCGGAAACGGGGUCGCAUUCCACAAGCAUGGAACGGCCUGGCUUGCACUUCAAGAGGGCCGGAAAAGGUGGUGGCUCUAUCCUCCCAGCGGUCCCCCGACAAGGGAGGCGUACGAAGCACUUGCUCUCUGCCCAGCCGCCGAACUGUCGGAGGUCGUUCAAAGACUCCCACCGGAGCAGCGGCCGCUGGAGAUCCUCCAACAUGCUGGCGACUGCGUGUUCGUCCCGGCUCUGUGGUGGCAUGCUACCUACGACGAAGUACCAACUCUUGGCAUAGGCUCUCAGUUUAGCAUGGCGGAGGUUGACAUCCUUAAGUGUCAGCAGCAGUACCCGCAAAGCGCUUUUGCCUUGUACCAUGCUGCUUGUGAGAUCCACAAGACGGAGGAGAAGAAAGCUAUGGAGCUCUUUGAAGCUGCCAUCGAGCGUGAGCCUCUGAACUUCUACUUUGCUACAAACCAAGUUCUGUUUUACCUCAACAUGGUGUUCCAUCCACGUCUUACCAUUUCCAUAAUCCUUCGUCUUCUGGGACGAAUCAAGCAGCUGGACCGACGGCGACAGAUGAUCGUGCAAAGGUUCUUUAUUCCCACAAUAUGUAACUUCGUUGAAUGGCACGUGCCUCACGACCGGCUACUGAAAUAUUCUGUUGAGGCAACAGACCAUGCAUUGGAAUCUUUAGUCUCGCUGCUGCAGCCAUUGCUGCCGGGAGGUGAGGACUUUCGGCUGGGAAACGGUUUGCCUUGGAAUCUGGUCCACCUCUUGGAGUAUCCCUCGAAGUGCUUUCAUUGCGGCGCUGUUGCACACGGGAAACCUGGAGAAGCCGGCAGUGUUCGCGCCCACCGUUUCUUCUGCCUGCAUUGCACAGCAGCACGAUCUGCGGCUUGCUGCCGGCAUUGUGGUGCAGUUGACGUUGCAGGACAACUCGGCAGGCCAGACACUGCCUUCGCGCAGAGUUGGUACUGCUCAUCCUGCUGGUUGGCGUGCAAGACAGGAAUGGACUUUUCGCGGGCAAAGAACCGGCAUCUUCUGUAUGGUCAGCAGCAAACGCUUCUGGCAGAGGUUCAACUCAAAGGCUCUGCCGAGCAGAUCCGCAAGGCCCAGCGCUUGCUCCAGCGUGUGCUGAUGCACUGCAACUGGGGCCGCAGCGAGGCCAAGGUCCGGCGACUCCUGAAACCGAAGAUAAUCGAAUCAGCCGUUCUGCGGCUGUCGCCGAUGAAUACUUUGCCUGCUGGACAGAAAACGCUCAGCCAGACUCAGCCUGUGAUCUCGAUCGGCAAGGACAAAAAAAUCAACGACAUCGUGAUCCCUGCAGCCAUUGUCUCGCGACAGCACUGUGUCCUCGAGCUGGACAUCGACCGAGGCGCCAUUUAUGGGGAGCAGAGACCGCCUCGGUCUCGGCCCCAAUACGGGGCAGCCAAAGCGGCUCUGCCUGCGCUGAGCAUUUGUCGCUUGGAAUCACCGGAAGAGAUUUUGAAGAAACUUCGACAGCAUGCAGAAGAUCCCGCAAUGGCCGAGUUCACUUGCCCCAUUUGCUGGGAGCCCUUCUGGCAGCCAGUUCGGACUGUAUGUGGCCAUGCCUUUUGUGAGGGUUGCUUGUUGAAGUCUGUGCUGGCACAGCUGGGUUACGAUCAGCCAGAUGUGUCCUGUCCAAUGUGUCGGCAUCCGCUGCACGUAGAAGAUGUAGCUGCAGACGAGGCACUUCUGGCACGAAUCAGAUUGGUGGUAGCCCAGAAAGCUCGGGAAUCAGAAUCUCAAAGCAGGGGGCAUCCGGGCCGCUUGUACCGUGGAUCGACUCGCUCUCCCAUUGCCGAACAGACUCCGUCAAACCCCGGAUCGCUUCAUUGCACUGGGCAACCUUGCACGCCUGCAUUGGUCGACUGGCCAGCUCGAGCUCAAAGCUCAGGUGCACAAAGGACGCAAUUUCCAGGAAGCUGGAUGAGGGUGGCUCCCUCUGAUUCGAGACCUGCGACCUCUGGCUGCGUAGUCGCUUCCCAUAAGAGCGCUUUCUGGUCGCAGAGCUUUUCCGCCCGUCCCUCCACAUCGGGAGUCUCUGAAGUAUGGGGGGCCCGUGGUGAGGCGCCGGAAGAGGAAACGGUGGUCACUCCACUCUGGCCAACUUGGCCGGCCCCUGCGAGGAUGCAGGCAAACCUGGUGAGUGAGGUGAGCGAGGUUGGCGACCGCGAUCGCGCGGAUCGAGACAAACAUGGUUCAGUGACCGAUCGACUUCAUUCUUUGGUCAAGCCGCAGACCCCUCGAACUGCACAGCACAAGCAGCGACCCAGGUCUCAGCCUUCGAAGCAGGGAAGCCGUCCGAGCCGUGUGCUGCCACAUCAGCCACAUCCACCAGAGCUGCCGUCUUACAGGGCUCCUCUAAGCUCGAGAGGCCCGAGACCGAAGAGGACGCGAAAUCACUCCCAGACAGCGGUCAUUGACUGCAGCACAAACGGCACUUUCCUGAAUGGCUUGCGGCUGCCACCGAGAACUACCGGGAAGGUGCUUGUCUCCCACGGAGACGAGCUCCUGCUACAAGACCCGGCCAAUGACCAGGAGUUUGGCUAUGUUGUGAAUAUCCAAGAGCUGAAUGUCCGAGAGCAAACGAAGCUGCAGGCUCCACGGCGUCUUCUCUCCACCGAGGAGUCUUCAACCAUGGGCCGUGACUUCUACUGA